Molecule: messenger RNA, 1167 nt
Organism: Vanrija pseudolonga
Lineage: Eukaryota; Fungi; Basidiomycota; Tremellomycetes; Trichosporonales; Trichosporonaceae
Exons: 6
Coding region: 1-1167 (388 amino acids)
Source: RefSeq, a predicted model, not a curated record
AUGACGGGCGUCGCACGGUUCCUCGGCGAGCUCGUCAAGCGCAACCAGGCCAAGUUUGGCGACUUCUGCAAGGUGUAUCGACCUGCCUUGAUCGGCCUCCUCGACGGCGCGCAGACCUCGUGGGGAGAGGUCAUGUACUGGGCUUUAAGGCCCAAGUUCCUCUGCAACACCGCCCUGGGAGACAUUUGCUGGCUUCGGUUCCAGAGCUCGUCCGGGGAGGUCGAGGGCACGAUUGCCGUCGCCUUCCUAAUGUACCACAACAACCCGUCAAAGAAGCCAAUCUUUGACGCGCUCCAAGCUGGAAAGGAUUUGGCACCCCUGCGGCAUCUCCUCUUCGUAGGCUCCAAGCGAGCCGACGAGGUUGAGCAGGAGUCGGUGUACGUCCUCUGCCACCCAUGGGUGGACUGGGACGUGGUCGACGAGGUCGAAUCGACACUGGACUACGAGGACGCUACUGUCGAGGGCCAGUUCCCCAUCGACAUGCCUGUGUAUACCGGGAUGAGCGUCAACCCUUCCAAACGGCGCAUCGACCACAUGUCGAGCAGCGUCAACCGACGCGUUGAGAACGCGGCAAGGGACGACACCUGGGUGAUGCACGUCGCCUUCGACAUGCGUGAACCGAUUCUCGCACCCGGUGCUGUCGUCCCGACCUUCGUCACGCACUGCUGCGAGCACAUGUGCAUCAUUGCGUUCGGCUGCACCGACGGCCCACUUGGCGGGCUCAACGUCAACACCUUCGACCCCGUGAUGCGCUACACACUGAUCUCGGGCAAGAACAUCGAGGUUCGGCUUCGAUGUCUCGACGCCGCUUUCGAGACCGAGCCACGCUUGCGCUGCCCGGUCGUGCAGGACGCAGAUGGGUGGCGGAGGACGCUGCGCGCGGUGUCCGUCACCGCCUCUCACAUUGCGCGUGGACAUGGCAAGUAUGCCAAGUACCGUGCCAAUGUCACCACGCCGAACCUCCGAGCAUGGGCGGGUUCCACGGUGUACGGCAGCAAGGACGGUCGCUUCGACCUCCAGCCGAUAUCGGAGAGCCACCUGUACGUCAACACGCAGGGCUACUCCGAGGCGACGUCCCGCACGUCGCCGUACUACCCACCCAUGCUCAUGGAGCACUGGGUCGCCGCCGUCUCCGAGGCAGCUGAGAAGGUAUGUGCGCGUUGGUGA